Molecule: messenger RNA, 1109 nt
Organism: Daucus carota subsp. sativus
Lineage: Eukaryota; Viridiplantae; Streptophyta; Magnoliopsida; Apiales; Apiaceae
Product: alpha carbonic anhydrase 7-like
Exons: 7
Coding region: 112-930 (272 amino acids)
Biological process (GO): one-carbon metabolic process
Molecular function (GO): carbonate dehydratase activity; zinc ion binding
Source: RefSeq, a predicted model, not a curated record
AAACUGUGUCGUUUAUGUUAGGCUUAAACCCGAUCGCAAGUACUUGUAUGCAUAUAUUAAUCACGCUAUUUAUUGCUCUGGAGUCUGGUCUCAUUUACUAGCUAACUAAAGAUGAAGAUUAAAUGUUGCAUCGCCCUGUUUUCAACUUUUUUGCUCAUUUUCUUGUAUGCAGUAUCAUUUAUUCUAGCUCAAGAAGUUGAGAAUGAGGCAGAGUUUGAAUACAAGGAGCCAAGCAAGAAGGCACCGCAAUUCUGGGGAGAGUUGAAGAAAGAAUGGGGAGCAUGCAAAGCUGCAGGAGAUCACAAUCAGUCUCCAGUUGAUAUUUCUAAUGAAAAUGUUGAGGUUAUUGCAAAGGCAGGAGAUUUGAUCAGAAAUUACAAGCCUGCUGAUGCCGAGCUUAAGAAUAGAGGCCAUGAUAUAGCUAUAUAUUGGACAGGAGAUCCUGGAUCAAUUAAGAUAGAUGGAAGUGAUUAUCUUUUACAACAAUGUCAUUGGCAUUCACCUUCUGAGCACUCCAUCAACGGCCAGAGAUAUGAUAUGGAGCUGCAUAUGGUACACAAGGACAAGCAGGACAAGGUAGCUGUUGUUGGACAGCUGUACAAGAUCGGCAAACCAGAUGCCUUUCUGUCUAAGCUGAGCGAAGAAAUAGCGUUGCUGACAGACAAACGUGUGAACAAGGGACUGGGGAAGCUGGAUGCGAGGGAGAUAGAGAUGGCGGGGAGAAAUUACUACAGAUACAUGGGCUCACUGACUGUUCCUCCCUGCUCUGAAGGUGUAACUUGGAGACUAAAUCAAGAGGUCGGAACAGUUUCACAAGAUCAAGUGAAGCUACUACGCGAUGCAGUUCACGAUUAUGCAGAUGAAAACGCAAGGCCAGUGCAACCACUUAACCGUCGGAAGAUACAGCUCUACCGCCAGGAUGCCAAUUAAGUGAGACGCAUGCAUGCCAGCUCUACUUAAAUAAAUUAUUCUUACCGUAAGAUGUAACUGUACUUGUUAUAGCUGCUGCUAAUAAAACGCAAUGAGAUGACCUUGUAAUUCUACAUAUUUAUCCUGUAAAACUUGGGAUUCCUGUCCUCUGAGAACAAGCAAUAAAACAUCUUUAUAAA